Molecule: messenger RNA, 1635 nt
Organism: Arctia plantaginis
Lineage: Eukaryota; Metazoa; Arthropoda; Insecta; Lepidoptera; Erebidae
Source: the annotation of a GenBank genome assembly
AUGCCGGUUACUGUGUAUAAUAAUGUGGUGUCAGGACCUGAAGAACGAGGCAUUCCGGCUCAUUUAUCGUAUGGUCAAUUUUUAUUUGAUCAACUCAAAAAUGGAGGCAAUCAAAUAGCUCUAGUAAAUGCUGAAACAGAAGAGUCUGUUACCUACAAUCAGAUACUUCAACACAGUGUUAAUGUUGCUGUCAGUUUACAAAAGCUAGGCUUGAGAAAAGGUGAUCUUGUGGGGUUGAGCAGUGAGAACAGGUUUGAGUUUGUGGCAGCUGCUCUUGCUGUAAUAUAUUGUGGUGGAAUACUAUCUACGCUCAACAUAACAUACUCACCUGGAGAGAUUUCACAUCUACUAAAAAUUACAAAACCUAAAUUCAUCUUCACUUCUCCUAUUACAUCACAAAACAUUCAUGACUGUUGCACUGAACUGUCUUUGGACUGCAAGCUUAUUGUGUUCGGCGAAUAUGAUGUAGUGCCUAAUUGUAUCAUGUAUGAUGAUCUCAUUAAAGAACAUGUGAAUGUGGACGACUUCACUCUUGUUGAUGUCAACGGGUUAGAAGACACAGUUGCCGUGAUGUGCUCUUCAGGCACAACCGGAUUACCAAAGGGAGUGAUGUUGACUCAUAUCAAUUUUCUCACUCUAUCAGCUCAUAUGAGGUAUUACUUUGAUUAUGUGCAACAAAAGAAAAACAAUGGAAUUGUAACUGGAUUGUCACUAAUACCAUGGUUCCAUGCAUAUGGUUUUAUCACCACACUUGCUGUGAUGGCAAUGAAUAUGAAAAUAGUGUUUCUUAUACGAUUUGAACAAGAACAGUACUUGGAGACCAUACAAAAAUUUAAAAUAAACAUGACGACAAUAGUCCCCCCUCUGGCUGUGUUCCUGGCAAAACACCCUCUUGUCCUUAAAUAUGACUUAUCAUCCCUGGUUGAAGUUUGGUGUGGAGCUGCACCAUUAUCCAAAGAAAUUCAGACUGCAGUAUCUAAAAGGACUGGCAUAGAUUUUAUAAAACAAGGAUAUGGCUUAACAGAAGUAACUAUGGCCUGCCUAGUCGACCUGACAAGUGGUGAAAAAGUAGGUUCUUGUGGGACACCUGCACCUGGUAUGAGAGUUAAGGUAUUAGAUAUAGAAAAUGGAAAAAAACUAGGUCCAAAGCAGGAAGGCGAAUUGUGGAUAAAGUCGCCGCUGCGUAUGAAGGGCUACAUGGGCGACCAAUCCUCUAGUGACGCGUUGCUUGAUAGUGAAGGGUAUAUUAGGACCGGCGACAUUGGAUACUACGACGAAGAAGGCUACUUUUACAUCGUCGACAGACUAAAGGAACUCAUAAAAUACAAAGGUUUCCAGGUGGCACCUGCAGAGUUAGAAGCGCUAUUGUUGCAACACAAGGAGGUAGCCGAUGUAGGUGUAAUUGGACUACCUAAUGAAGAAGCAGGAGAACUACCUAUGGCGUUCGUUGUUCCUCAGGCGGGGUCGAAGGUUACGGAAAAAGAUCUAGUUGAAUUUGUCGCCUCAAAGGUUUCUCCAGCUAAGAGACUGCGUGGUGGUGUGGUGUUUCUCAAAGAAAUUCCUAAAAAUGCUUCUGGUAAAAUUUUGAGAAGGGAAUUAAGAGCAAUGUUACAUAAGUAUAAAAGUAAACUUUAA